AUGAACAACUACAUCAGCAUCAACAACAACAUCCCCAUCAUCUUCAGCAACAAAAACAACUACAACAACGUCUUCACAUAUUUCAAUUCUGCUUUUCAGCGCCCGGACGGAUGCACACUAAUACUUUGGAAAGCCGGUAGAUGUUUGGCGUGGGAUGUUACGGUUCCUGGCAUCCUUGCCAAACGAUAUGUAAACCUGACAAGUAAAAAAUGCGAUUUGACCGCGGCCAGGGCAGCGGACGAGAAAAUGAAAAAAUAUGGGAACGCCCUCCCCUCGAAGGAAUUCUUGCCAAUAUGUAUCGAGGUUCUCGGCCCGAUGGACCCCAACACCCUUAAAUUUCUUAAGGCAAUAUGUAAAAUGAUCAGCGUCAGAUCAGGGGCCAGCAGGGAACUGUUUUUCGCAACUAACCACAUUUCGUGCUUGUUGCAGCGGUUCCUGCGUGUCUGUGUGCUUGAAAAUAUCCAACUGAAUGCCGACAUGUGCAAUUAA
Molecule: messenger RNA, 489 nt
Organism: Helobdella robusta
Lineage: Eukaryota; Metazoa; Annelida; Clitellata; Rhynchobdellida; Glossiphoniidae
Exons: 2
Coding region: 1-489 (162 amino acids)
Source: RefSeq, a predicted model, not a curated record